AUAUAUUUUUUUAAAAAAGCAAAAAAAAACCCCAACCACCCAAAAACCAGGAGAUUUGCAAAGAAGAGGACGUAUCCGAGAUGCUGAUCGAAGGAUUCUUGCUUUUUGCCCUCUUGAUCUUCGCUUUCCAGUUUUUACAGUUGCAACGGGCACGCAGUCGACUUCCCCCUGGUCCCACUCCUCUUCCCAUCCUCGGCAAUUUAUGGCUGCUGGACUUCGCUCUGAAACGAGAAACUCUGGUGAAGUUAACAAACAUCUAUGGGGAAAUCUAUACCCUUUGGCUGGGGACGGCGCCGGUGGUUGUGCUGAAUGGCUACAAGGCUGUGAAAGAAGGACUCGUCACUUACUCAGAGGAGACCUCUGGAAGGCCACUGACGCCUUUGUUUUUUGAUCUGAUGGGUGAGAAAGGCGUUUUUAUGACCAGUGGCCCCAUCUGGAAACAGCAGAAGCGCUUUGUCAUGACAACGCUGCGAAAUCUGGGCGUGGGAAAGAAGAUCUUGGAGAACCGGAUCCAGGAGGAGGCGCAUCACCUUCUGAAGGUGUUCAAAAGCAAGAAAGAAUCGCCCUUUGACCCCCGAACGCCUUUAUUCAAAGCGGUCUCAAACAUUAUAUGCAAUUUUAUGUUUGGUUAUCGCUUUUCCGAAGAGGAUGCCCAUUUCAACAAAUUAUUAAAAGCUGUCCACCUGAUUGUCUACAUUUCUGGCAACGCCUGGGGCAGGGCCUACGACUCGUUCCCCACAAUUAUGCGGAAACUUCGGAAGCCUUACCAGGCGUUGUUCGAAGGGAACGAAUUCUUGCACGACUUCGUCACGGACCAGAUUCAGAGCCACAAGGAGAGAUGGGAAGAAGGCAAUGAACCAGAGGAUCUGAUUGACUUCUAUCUGGAAUUCACAUCCAAGAGCAAAGAUGACUCCGGUUCUAUUUUCAGCGAGGACAACAUGGUUCAAAUUAUCGUCGACCUGUUGAUUGGAGGAGCACAGACCAGCUCUACCACUUUGUACUGGGGCCUCCUUUAUUUGCUCAAAUAUCCAGAUGUGCAAGAAAAAAUCCACCAUGAAAUAGAUGCCAUUCUGGGGCCUUCUCAAGUGAUCACUUAUGAGGAUCGGAACAGAUUACCCUACACGAACGCCGUACUGCAUGAAAUCGUUCGCUACAGCAACGUUGCGAUCACUGGGCCCUUACGGAAAUGCCUGAAGGACAUCGAUAUCAAGGGAUUCCCAAUUGCAAAGGGAACACUUCUGCUGCCUAAUGCCCAUUCUGUGCUGUAUGACCCAGAGUACUGGGAAACCCCUUGGAAAUUCAACCCCGAGCAUUUCCUUGAUUCUGAAGGCAAUUUUGUGAACAAUGAAGCUUACUUGCCGUUCUCAACAGGGCGUCGGGUAUGUGUGGGGGAAUCCUUGGCCCGAAUCGAACUCUUUGUUUUCUUCACCAACCUUCUCCGUUCGUUCAAGUACCAGCUCCCACCAGAAGUAAAGGAUGUCAGCUUUGAGGAAAUCACAGGGUCCACCCGCCAGCCCCUCCCGUAUCACCUCUGUGCUAUUCCACGCGAAACCGCCUGAUGGCUUCUUCCUUCCAGGAACAGCUGACGGAGCAAGAUUUUUGAACCAUUUCAUGUCUUCUCACUUAAGCGUAGAUGUCCUCAGUUCUUCCUGGGCCAUCUUUGUCCGUUUUGUUUGUCGUUGAAAUGCAUAAAGGGAAGCUCCUUGGGGGUCGGACUAGAUGACCUACAAGGUCCCUUCUGAAUCUGUUAUUCUGUUAUACGCGGAAGUGCAUGUCUGUCUGUUCAAGCUUAUUACAAUACAGGUAGCCUUCAACUUAAUCCCCAUUUGUUUAGUGGCGAUCGGAGUUACGACGUACCUGAAAAACAGGACGUGUGACCAUUUUCCCCAGUUACAACCGUUGCAGCAUCCUCAUGGUUGUGUUAUCAAAAUUCGGAUGCUCAGCAACUGGUUUAUACAUACGACGGUUGCAGAGUCCCGGGGUCAUGUGAUUCCCAUGACGAAUGUAUCUUUUCUUUUAUGUACACUGCGAGUAUAUGCACCAAGACAAAUUCCUUGUAUGUCCAA
Ahaetulla prasina is the source of this 2066-nucleotide messenger RNA. RefSeq names its product cytochrome P450 2J2-like. Gene Ontology annotation, molecular function: heme binding; iron ion binding; oxidoreductase activity, acting on paired donors, with incorporation or reduction of molecular oxygen, reduced flavin or flavoprotein as one donor, and incorporation of one atom of oxygen. NCBI's taxonomy places the organism in Eukaryota, Metazoa, Chordata, Lepidosauria, Squamata, Colubridae. The record is from RefSeq and is a predicted model, not a curated record. The transcript is spliced from 9 exons. Bases 81 to 1559 code for a protein of 492 amino acids. Gene Ontology annotation, biological process: xenobiotic metabolic process; arachidonate metabolic process. Gene Ontology annotation, cellular component: intracellular membrane-bounded organelle; cytoplasm.